AUGACACAGAAAGGUCGUAAAGAGUCCCCUUCUGACUCGAAUCGACAGACAAACACGCCUAAAGCCUGGUCAGGCUCGAACCCCAUCACACAACGCUCUUCCACUCCAAACCAAGCAAAGGCAAGCUCUGCACAGACCAGAAAUGUACCGACUGUGAAGAUGCCUUCAACAAAAGAUGUACAGACAGACAAGCAUAAUUCUGACAGACUGCGAUUUCUAUUUGGCGGCUCAGUUGGUCUGCAAGUGGUUCUGAUCACGAAAUCGGGCGACAAAUAUGAAGGUGUUUUCGCCGGAUAUGCUGGUGCCCCUGCUGCCUCAAAGAUCACACUGAAAAUGACCAAGAAGGUCAUCAACAACCCUAUCACUCAACCGAAUGGAAUCAGCUCAUGGGAAGCGGCCUUUGUUGGCUCGAGUCCCGACUACGCUAUGGCAUUUGAUCUGCAGGAUAUGGCUGAUAUGACCAUACCUGAGUUCAGCCUACCAGAAACAUCGCGACAAAUUAAUGGUGCUUCCUCUUCCUUCCAGACAGACGCUGAUAUCUCUGGAAACGUGAAUCGAAGCGAACGAGUUCUGCAGAAAUGGGUGCCCGAUGUCGCCGACACGACAGACUUCUCCCUUGAGUCCGGCAGCGCCGCAGGAUGGGAUCAGUUUGCAACACAUGCCAAGAUGACGGGAGGACAAAGCACGUAUCACGAGGAGGCUUAUACCACCACAAUAGAUCGCUCUGCACCAGACUUUAAGAAGAGGGAGGCUGAGGCUGCAAGACUCGCGCGUGAGAUUGAGUCGCAAGUAUCUUCGAACACGCAUGUGCGAGAAGAGAGGGGCCAAGCACUUGAGCAGGAUCAGGGCGACGAGGAGGAUAAAUACAGUGGUGUUCGUCGAGACUAUCUGCCCCUUCCCACUACGAACACCAACAGAUACACUCCGCCAGCUUUACGUGCGCCUAGUGCGAAGCCAGCAGCGUCGGGUGUUCCUGUCGAUCCCGCCAUCAUCUCAUCUCAGGUCGCCCGACCAGAUAUCUCACGUUCUUCCGGCUCUCAGCAGUCCGUGCCCCUCAAGAGCGAUACUCCUUCUGCCGAAAACCUGAUACCACCAGCAGCAGUCCUUCUCGUGGCCCAAACGGCCGGCGAUGAAGCUGCAGUGAAGGAACAGGCUCUUGACCUCUCAAGAUCGCCUGCGAAUGGAGUCACUCCUAAAGCAUCACAACAGCAAAAGCUGGCUUCACCUUCCCCGGAGCAUGCCCAAAAUCCAGCACUUGCUUCACAGGGAGUAGAGAAGAAGGUGCUCGGCGAAUUUAAGCAGUUUGCUGAUGUUGAACGUGCUCGCGUUGCGGAGAAGAAGCGCAUGCAAACCAAACACGAUCGCGAUGCCAAAAUCAACGAACUGCGACAAUUUGCCAAGCGCUUCAAACUCAAAACUCCUAUUCCUGACGACCUGGUCGGCAUUUUGGCUAAGGACCCAAAGAAGCAGGAAGCUAUCAUGGACAAAGCUCAACGCGAUCACGAGGACGCAAAAUCAGUCGUCACACCUCUUCCUAUCCCACAAUCUACCAGCACUCAACUGCCAGCAGUUCCCAAGUUUGACAAGUCACAGAUUCCACCUCCGAUUCCCGAGCGUAAUGCUUUCAAUGCUGGUCGAGGUUCGUAUGCAAAGUCCUCGAUAGGCAGGGGCGCACGCCCACUCGGUCAGCAAUUACCUUUCGGUGGCACAGGCGUACCAGUCGCUCCUCGUGGACAGGGUCAAAAGAACGGCCAGAUUCCAGCUCCGAUCCCUCUACCAGAACUGAGGAGCCAUCAGAGCACAGCCGGUAGUUCAGCACUCUCGAGCCCACGAGGCACCGAUACACCUACUUCGGCUGUAUCCACAAAGUUCAACGUUCGCGCUCUCGAAUUUCGACCAACAGCACCUUCUUUCAAUCCGUCAAGUGCUUCCGUCUCUGCAGCUAGUCCCUCGCCGAUCAAGAGAGUCGCUUCGAUAGCACGUACAGCAAGUCCUUCAUCUUUUUUCGGUCAGCACAAACCAGGGAGGUCGUCCGAGCGACUCAACUUGAUGCAAGCAUUCAACCCGAUCAGUCGUAUGAAGCAAGAAGUCAAGGCUAAGCUGGCUGAGAACACCGAGGACAAGCGUGACUUUGCAUCGAACGGAGGCAUACCGAAUGCGUUCCACACCAACCCGGUCUGGGUCGUCCCUGACGAGAACAAAGAUAAGACGCAUGAGGACUUCUUCAACAAAGAGGUGCCUACUGCCUCUCCUCUUGCAAACCGUACCCCAUCCCACCAUACAAUCCCCUUUCAAGGACAGAUGCAGCAACUAGGAGGUGUACCACAUAUUCCUCAGGCUGUCACACCACAGCAUGGUCACCAUGUAGGCCAGCACUAUCCACCACAUUUUGAUGAUCAGCGUAUGCAUCUACAGAACGGGUCGCCUUCAAUGUAUACUUCCCCCAACAUGACGCCUCGUGGCGCAUAUGCUUCACCUAUGAGUCACCCGACUCAGACAGCUUAUGGCCCCCAACCAUACUUCGUCAACGGACCGAUGCCUAUGCGGCCAUAUGGCAACAACGCAGCCAUGAUGCAUGGUCAGCACGGACAAAUGGUUGCUCCAAUGAUGUCUGCUCAGCAUUCGAGCAAUGGAUACAUGACUAUGCCGAACCAGAUGAAUAUGGUCUACCCAUCGCCUCGUAUCCACCACGCCUAUCCUCAGCAACAGAACGGAUAUCCUAGUCCAGGUCCUAUGGCUCCUGUGAUGAUGCAACAGAAUUCGCAACAAGGGUAUCCUGCCGGCCAGAUGAUGUUUUCAACACCUGGUCACGCCGGAAAUAUGUACGGUCAGCAGCCAUCUAUGGGUAGAGGCUAUGGUGGUAACACUCCGUAUGGAUCUAGCCCACAUCAGCCACACUAUCUCAACCAGCGCGCGUUGAGUCAAGGAUAUCAGAAAGGUGUCCCACAGAUGAGUGGUGGGGCCCCGAACAACGCUCCCCAACAACCUUCUGCAUUCGGCCAGAUGCCUGUUGCAGAUGAGGCCUGA
This is a messenger RNA of Lithohypha guttulata, 3027 nucleotides long. RefSeq names its product poly(A)-binding protein binding protein (gene PBP1). Gene Ontology annotation, cellular component: cytoplasmic stress granule. The record is from RefSeq and is a predicted model, not a curated record. The transcript is spliced from 4 exons. Bases 1 to 3027 code for a protein of 1008 amino acids. NCBI's taxonomy places the organism in Eukaryota, Fungi, Ascomycota, Eurotiomycetes, Chaetothyriales, Trichomeriaceae. Gene Ontology annotation, biological process: cytoplasmic stress granule assembly. Gene Ontology annotation, molecular function: mRNA binding.